Molecule: messenger RNA, 848 nt
Organism: Lycium barbarum (goji berry)
Lineage: Eukaryota; Viridiplantae; Streptophyta; Magnoliopsida; Solanales; Solanaceae
Exons: 2
Coding region: 137-517 (126 amino acids)
Source: RefSeq, a predicted model, not a curated record
AACAUGCGAUUACUGCAAUCAUAAUUCAGAAGACUUAGCUUGGCAGCAGUACUAAUACCGUUUCUUAUAAACUCAGAAAACUAAUCCUCUCUUGGAAAUUUGAGUUUCUUCAUAGUAAAAAGCUGAUCAAAUUAACAUGGCUUCUUCAGUUGUUUGUUUUCCAGCUAUAAUCAUCCCAUCUAGCAAGUACAGGGUACGUCAAAAGCUACCCCAAAUCAGAGCUCAGAGCUAUAGAGAUGAAGGGAAAUCAGGGCAUGUUGUUGAUUCAAAUUUACAAGUGUUGAGCUCCAGGAUAGAAGAAGUGAAGAUGAAAGAGAGAUUGGAGAAAUGUUUGGUAUGUGAGCAAGGUUGGAAUUACACAGCUACAACUGCAAGUUUAUAUUUACAGAAGAAACGCAAGAAACAAUUGGAUCAAUGUGUUGAACUUUUGUUGACGGCUGGUGGAACUAUUGGAUUUACUGUUCUUGGCUGCACACUUUGCCUCUACCUUACUUCUUUUCUUAUCCACUAUCAUUGAAACUGGGCAUGGUUAUGCUUAUCACUGCUAAGUUUAUAUAUAUCCGUAACUAUAUAUACGAGAUUAUUUUCAUUUUUACACUUUCUUUUGGGUUAUUUAAUUGCCCUAUAGCUUGUAAUAGCAAAGCUUAUUUUUCCAUUAGCUCAGCUAUAUUGUCCUCUCCCUGACAUUUGAAAUCCAUUGUCAACGUUUUCUUUCUUAAGAAGUCCAAAGAGAAGAAAAAGCUUUGAGAUUGUUGAUGUACGUAACUUUUGUUGCAAGGAUAAAAGUUCCAUGACAUGAUGUAGAUUUCAAGGAAUAUUUAACAUGAGUUCUACCGCUUAUAUUUUGC